CCAUCCUCAAGCGAAUGGUAUGGUAGAACGUCUACACAGACAGUUGAAAGCUGGUUUGUCAGCUGCAAAUAACACCCAUUGGACUGAAUCCCUUCCGUUAGUUCUCCUAGGGAUACGAAACGCCUUAAAAACCGAUGCUGGUUGUACUACCUCUGAGCUAGUAUAUGGCACAACACUACGACUGCCAGGUGAGUUUGUUUCUCCCUCGAGCUUCCCACCAGUGGUAGAUCACUCCUCAUACGUCAGCAGGCUUACAAACGCUAUGCGUUCAGUUAAACCUGCUCCCCUCCGACCACAGUCCAUUGAUGUUUUCGUUCACCCUUGUUUAAAAACUUCUUCACAUGUAUUUGUUCGUCGCGACUCGGUACGUCGUCCUCUAGAACCCCCAUAUGACGGACCAUAUAAAGUGAUUAAACGUACUGAUAAAUUCUUCGUUUUAGACAAAAAAGGCCGCGAAGACACCGUCAGUAUCGACCGUCUGAAACCAGCUUACUUGGAAGGUAAUCCCAUUAGCCUGGAGCUAAACGUACCCGAUAAUUCACAAGUAAUUGAAUCUACUUCAGUCUUCGAAGAACUCCCUAGCACGGCGAAAGCCACUGAACCUUCGGUCGAUCACUCUAAAAAAACGCGUUCUGGACGUCACGUUAGAUUCCCAGAAUACCUUCACACCUAUUUCACAUAACUGAGUGACACAUCAAUUUUUUUUAUGUUGCGUCAUUUAACACAAGUAAAUGAUAUUUUUCCUAUAACCGUAC
This is a messenger RNA of Trichobilharzia szidati, 755 nucleotides long. NCBI's taxonomy places the organism in Eukaryota, Metazoa, Platyhelminthes, Trematoda, Strigeidida, Schistosomatidae. The record is from the annotation of a GenBank genome assembly.